Coregonus sp. 'balchen' is the source of this 1041-nucleotide messenger RNA. The record is from the annotation of a GenBank genome assembly. NCBI's taxonomy places the organism in Eukaryota, Metazoa, Chordata, Actinopteri, Salmoniformes, Salmonidae.
AUGAAACUUGAAGUGUUCUCCGCAACCCACUUCGUUCAGAAGCCCAUGGAGGUGUGCACUCACAGUGAUGCAGAGGGAACCGUCCCCUCUCCCCUAUCCGGAGACGAGCUGGGCUCAGACGGGGACUGCGUGGCAAACAGCCCAACACCUGCCACCCCGAGCAGCGCCGAUGGCAAGGGAAAGCCCUACACCCGCAGACCAAAGCCGCCCUACUCCUACAUCGCACUCAUUGCCAUGGCCAUCCGGGACUCCGGCAGCGGCAAGUUGACUCUGGCGGAGAUCAACGACUACCUGACGAAUAAGUUCCUGUUCUUCCGGGGCAGCUACACUGGCUGGCGGAACUCGGUGCGCCACAACCUGUCGCUGAAUGACUGUUUCCUCAAGGUGCUCCGGGACCCGUCCAGGCCCUGGGGCAAGGACAACUACUGGAUGCUGAACCCGAACAGCGAGUAUACCUUCGCCGACGGGGUGUUCCGGCGCAGGAGGAAGCGCAUCAGUAAGUGCCGAUCCGGCAGUGGUUCCAAUAAGGACACCAAGACCCCGGACGAGGAGACUCGCAUUUCGAGCACUCCAUCUGCAUCCACCGGGGAGGAGAGGAUGAUGGGAGCCAAGUUCUCCAGCUUUUCCAGCUCCUUCUCCAUCGAUAGCAUCCUCAGUAAGCCCUUCAUAAGGAGGGAGGAUAUAGACAACACUGAUGCAGACACUGCGUAUGCCAAUCCCGGUUCCCACCGGCGCUACUGGCCCACCGGUGCCCACCACAUGCUGCCCCACACACUGGGCUACCCACCGGUACCCACUGCUAUGGUGCACGCACAUGCACAGCAGUUAUACCACCAGGUCAGCUCAGGGGCGUCCCACAUGUUACACGCAUACAGGUGCAGCCUCGCGGAGCAAGCAGAGCACAGCAGAGACCCACUCACAGCAGGGACCGACACACAGGGCCACAUGCCAAACUCCGAGGCUGCUUUCUCCCCGGUGAAGAUUCACACAGCGCGAGGUGGCAGCUGUCAUCCUUUCCAGAUAGACUCAUUGCUCUCCUAA